GGCGCUCUGCUCGUUGGCCGUCCUUGGGGUUCCGCGGCUGUACGGCGAAGGUUCCGGCCUUCUCUUUCUUCUCCCCCCACCGCAGGUUACGGUGAUCCCGGGGCGGGGCGGUCUGCACCGGGGCCUCGCCGGGAGCCCCCGGGACCUGAGGGGGGGCUGCCGGUGGGGCCCUGCCGCCACCCCGGCUGGGGCGUGAGGUAGCGCCCGGGCCCGCCGCCAUGCUGAGCUGGGGCGUGAGGCGAACGCUGGAGCCCGAGGGACAGGGAUUUUAGUUUAAGCCGUGCCCUGUCACGAUGAGUUUGCUGCUGCCCCAACUGACUUGUAAGAGAGAGGUGGAUCAGGCAAUAAAAAGCGUGGCUGAGAAGGUUUUGGUUCUGCGGUUCGGAAGAGAUAGCGAUGCUGUUUGUCUGCAGCUCGAUGAUAUUCUUGCAAAGACAGCUCAUGACCUAAGUAAAAUGGCAGUCAUUUACCUGGUGGAUGUGAACAAGGUUCCAGUGUACACCCAGUAUUUUGACAUCAGUUAUAUUCCAUCUACUGUAUUUUUCUUCAAUGGACAACACAUGAAGGUUGAUUAUGGGUCUCCAGAUCAUACCAAAUUUGUAGGAAGCUUCAAAACAAAGCAAGACUUUAUAGAUCUGAUUGAGGUGAUUUACCGUGGAGCAAUGCGUGGAAAGCUCAUUGUGAGAAGUCCUAUUGACCCCAAUAACAUUCCUAAAUACGACCUUCUCUACCAAGGAAUUUAAUAGUCUGACCUGAGGUAAAGAAUUACAAAACUGGCUUAUGUUCUAGAUCCUGUUUUCUCUUCAAGCAUUUUUAGCCACCUCUGACGCCGUGGGACAGUUUGAGAAUUUAUGUUGAAGGAUCAUAUUGGUCUCCUUCCAAAGACAGACAUUCUGUCACUUCAUACUUCUCUUGUAAAUAAAGCUGCACGUUCACGCAUAGAAUUCAUGCAAGUGACUGUUCUUUGAGUUGCAUGCUGACCAACACCUACAAAACAGUCAGGUUGUAUGCAUCCUCAAUGAUGACACCUCCAGUGUAGCUUUCUUAAGUGAACUAAGGCACUCUAUACUCUAUUAAUUGUCUAUUUAGUACCGUUUUCACUCAGAUGUAAUAACAGUAAAUGUGUCUUUAUUUAAAAAGCUAUGCAUGCUCCCAGGAGCAUUCCACUGACUGUGUCUUUCCAAUGGACUUUUAUACUUUCACCCAUUAUGGGAUAACAUGGUGGAAGCUUUUUCAAAGAGUAGUAGAGAUGUCUGAAAUGGAUAUAAACACAAAAGGGAAGCUGAUGUUCUCUUUUCUCUGGUACCCAGUAUUACUGUUCAACAAUUUCUUUUGACUGAUACGGCAACUCAAGGUAUAGGACAAUGUUUUGUCAUCUUUUAAAAAUCUUGCAGCCACUGAGCACUUUUAAUUCCUACAGGAUUACACUGGAAAUUCAGAAUAAUGAUUUUGUUUACAUUUGCUUUAAAGGUUAUUUGACCUUCUGCUCAUAUAAAUAGCAAACCUUGAGUAGGGACAUUUAAAAACUGUCUCUUUCCCACCUCUGUCUAAAAUCAAACAGCCGGGAGAAAACAGCAAGGUCAUUUUUUUGCAUCAGUUUGGUAGUUACAGGUUGCUAGGAUAUUGUAUUUCUGUAGCAGCUCAUGCCCAGUAACCUCACUGGCUUUGGUAGCUUUAAAAUGGAAAUGGCUUUAGCUCACUGUAUCAUGUUUGGGGCAUACCGUCUCUGACUGGAGGGAACGUGGUAGUAUGUAGUUCCCUGAAGCAUCAUUCAACUUAAAAGUAAACAUCAUCUCGGAGGAAGUUAGAUGUUCCAGGUCUUGAAAGAUUUUAAACACUAUAUGGUGUACAGUGGGGAGGAAAUAAAUCUUUUUACAUGCUUUUUGUGUUCCA
This is a messenger RNA of Tyto alba (common barn owl), 1893 nucleotides long. It is a transcript of the gene TXNL4B, whose product is annotated as thioredoxin like 4B. The record is from RefSeq and is a predicted model, not a curated record. Gene Ontology annotation, biological process: mRNA splicing, via spliceosome. NCBI's taxonomy places the organism in Eukaryota, Metazoa, Chordata, Aves, Strigiformes, Tytonidae. Gene Ontology annotation, cellular component: U5 snRNP; spliceosomal complex; U4/U6 x U5 tri-snRNP complex. The coding region runs from base 294 to 743 and encodes 149 amino acids. The transcript has 4 exons.